Molecule: messenger RNA, 858 nt
Organism: Chenopodium quinoa (quinoa)
Lineage: Eukaryota; Viridiplantae; Streptophyta; Magnoliopsida; Caryophyllales; Amaranthaceae
Product: dnaJ homolog subfamily B member 13-like
Exons: 2
Coding region: 1-858 (285 amino acids)
Cellular component (GO): cytosol
Molecular function (GO): protein-folding chaperone binding
Source: RefSeq, a predicted model, not a curated record
AUGGAUGAUAGUUUCUUUAUACGAUCUCCUUCAUUACUCUCACGGGCUAAUAGUAGAAGAAGUCACACUCCAUCACCUCACUUAAAUAGAAGCUAUAGUCGAUCAGCCGACAUGAUAGAUUCCUUAAAAAGAAGUAUAAGUAGGAAGGGUGCAACAAGCUCAUCACCUGUGGAAACUCCAAAUAUCACUUUAAGUAAACUAAUGAGUCAUAAUCAUACAAAUACAACAAAUGUUUCUGGUGAUUUGUCAAGAAAUACAAGUCGUAGGAGCACAACUCCAAUUAUAUUUUCUCAAUCCAAAACACGGAAGAAACCUCAUCAAGUUGAGAAGAGGCUUGAAUGCUCAUUAGAAGAAUUGUGCUUUGGUGCUACUAAGAAGGUAAAGAUAAAAAGAGAUGUUAUUUCGGAUGCAGGAAUAAUUGUUCAAGAAGAGGAAACUUUACAUAUUAAUGUCAAGCCGAGUUGGAGAAAAGGAACAACAAUAAUAUUUGAAGGAAAAGGUGACGAAAAACCAGGAUAUUUACCUGCAGAUAUCAUAUUCUUGAUAGAUGAAAAAAGACAUGCUUUAUUUAAAAGAGUAGGCGAUGACUUAGAGUUGGGUGUUGAAAUCUCUCUACUUAACGCUCUUGUUGGUUGUAGCAUAACCUUGCCAUUACUAGGGGGCAAAAAAAUGUUUUUGCGAGUCGAUGACGUAAUGUAUCCAGGAUACGAAAAAGUUAUUCAAGAUCAAGGAAUGCCUAUGUCUAAUGAAUGUGGAAAACGAGGUGACCUACGACUAAAAUUUAUUGUAAAUUUUCCAAAUAAAUUAAGUGAUGAUAAAUGUAUAAAAAUUUGUAACAUCUUAGAAACUUGUUUUUGA